AAAAGAAAAUCUAAAUUGGAAACCUUCGUAGGUAGACACUGAGAACCAGUCCUUUGUAAGGAUAGGAUUAGAGCCAGCACUAGCUGGUGUUGCCUCAGCUCCCCCUCAUUCAUGUUCCCAUCUUUCAUAAGCUUCAACCAACAUGCUCCACUCCAACUCACUUGUGAGAGCCAUGUCCAUUUCAUUUUUAGCUCACAUUCCCAACACUGAUUCACGCCUUCUCUUGACCAACAACAUGAUGGAUUGCACUUGCACUUGUCCAUUUUACCCUCCAACAACUCUGGCCAAGGCUACAACCCGCAAGUUAACCUUUGUUUGUUCCUCCCAAAGGGUUCUCCCCAUUGAGAAGCUUCUUCAACUAAGUGUUGUUGAUGUGGGCCCCUCAAAUGCUAGUACUGUUGAUCUUUCUGAUUACUUGAGCAAUGGGAAUGGGGUUGUUGCCCUUGGUGACUCCCUCAGUGAAGAGGUGCUUAAAGAGAGGAUUAGGAGAAUGAGAAUUGGGCUGGCUAACAAGGGAAAAGUGCCUUGGAACAAAGGAAGGAAACACAGUGCAGAGACCCGGGAGCGAAUCAGGCAAAGAACUUUAGAGGCUUUGAGGGACCCCAAGGUAAGGAAGAAAAUGGCUGAACAUCCCCAUUCUCAUAGUGAUCAAACCAAGGCAAAGAUAAGUGAUUCACUGAGACGUGUUUGGCAUGAGCGGCUGAAGUCAAAAAGAUUGGUGGAACAAUUUUUUCUUUCAUGGGCACAAAGCAUAGCAAAUGCAGCCAGGAAAGGAGGGAUUGGUCAGGAAGAGCUAGAUUGGGAUAGCUACAAUAAGAUAAAACAACAGUUGGAGCUCCAUCAUCUUCUGCAGUCUAAGAAAAAGGGAAAAGAAAAGCUGAUGGCAGUUGCUGGAGCAAAGAAUAUUAUCCAGUCAUGGAAGGAAAGCAUAGCCAAAGCAGCGAAGAAAGGAGGGAGUGGGGAACAAGAACUUGAUUGGGAUAGCUAUGAAAAGAUACAAGAAGAAAUGGUUCACCUCCGUCAACUUCAGCGUACUACAGAAAAGGCAAAGGAAAAAGAGAUGGCAAGGGUAAAAGCAGAGAAAGAAGCACAGAUAAAAGCAAUUAAAAGGGUAAUCCUCACUCAAAAGAAAAAAGAUCAUCUAGAGAGGGCUAAAUUAAAACGGAAUAUAAAGAGUCAUCCCUGUGGAAAUGCAAAGGAAGGCAAAGGUUCCUUGGAAGUUACUAAAGAGUUCAAACUUUGCACUGAAGUAACUAAGAUUCAUAUAAGUAAGAACUUCAAUGGUGAAGUACCUAGAGAACAAGACGUCUUUAAUUCCAUUUUUCCAACUCACAAUAAAUUGGAUCUAGAGCUUAUCAAGAGAGAAAAAAUGCAGAAAGAAGUAUCACUUGCAGAACAGAUCCAAGCUGCUAGAGACAAAAAAGGCAAACUCCACUGAUUAUGAACCUUCUUCACAUUCCUUUUUUCAUGCUACUUCAUAUUCUGAUUGCUCAUUUACUUGGAUGUUUAUAUACAUAUUACAUUUACAGUUUCUAUGUAAAAAUAGCUGGUGACUUGUAGGGAGAACAAGUUGGCCGCUAUUGGUAGUUUGUUGGUUGUAGAAUAGGAAACUGCUCUGAAUAAUUUGAACUCAUGCUUUUAUUGGGCUUUCUAUUCCAGCUCAUUUGCUCUUAUUCCUUUUUCACUGUUUCUGUGUAAAGAAAUCUUGAUCUCUCUUUCUCCCACUAGUAAAGAAAUCUUCAAUGUGUGGUUAA
Glycine soja is the source of this 1754-nucleotide messenger RNA. RefSeq lists its product as uncharacterized. NCBI's taxonomy places the organism in Eukaryota, Viridiplantae, Streptophyta, Magnoliopsida, Fabales, Fabaceae. The transcript has 6 exons. The record is from RefSeq and is a predicted model, not a curated record. The coding region runs from base 143 to 1438 and encodes 431 amino acids. Gene Ontology annotation, molecular function: DNA binding.